UUUAGUUAUAGAAAUUGGUUGAUUAUGGGUGGACUUGUGUCUCGAUGUGAGGCAUUUUCGUCGUCCGCUGAACAAAAACUCAGUCAAGGACGAAACACAAGUAUGGACGAGAAAACUACACAAACCAAGCCAUCGAGAAGACCUUGGUUUUGGAAACGUAUAGAACGCACCGAACUGCCAAACCCUGGAAGUUAUGAAGACAUCAAUCAAGAGGCAUCUGCUGUAUUAAGGCCAAACUUAUUUGAUGGUUUUCGUUUUGACUUUAAUUACCCGUUGAGUGCUAUGUUUUCUAUGGGUCACUCUAUCGAAAUGGGUUCCUUACAAAAACCUCCCGGUUAUGCGUUUUCAGCCAACUAUUUAUCCAACCAUCUGGUGAUGUUGAGUCGAGUAGAUUUAAGUGGUCACGUGAACGGUAGAGUCUUUAUUAACCACUCUCCAUUCCUAACUUCCAAGAUUGUGGCAGAAACCUCAUCACAACCAAACGAGUCCAAAGCAACUUGGGACCUGGAUUAUAGAGGAAGUGACUUUUGUGGGCAGUUAAAAUUUGGAAACAUGGGUAUCGUGGCUUUGUCUUAUUUACAGAGUGUUACGCCAAACUUGUCUUUGGGAGGUGAAGGAUUUUAUCAAGGUGCAACCGGUUUCUCAGCAAUAACUGCUGCGGGAAGAUAUGUUACACACGACGGAGUAGCAACUUGUACAAUUGCUUCAUUUGGUCCUCUGGUUGCUUCUUAUUGUCACAGGGUAAAUCCAAGAGUGACGUUGGCUACAGAAUUUUUUUGGGACUUGAGAAGUAGAGAUUCUUUGGUUACUAUUGGAUACAAGUUCGACCUAAGGCAGGCAACAGUAACAGGUCAAAUAGAUACCAACGGUCGUGUUGCUGCACUUUUAGAAGAGAAAAUCAAUCCAGGUCUAAGCUUUUUGUUAUCAGGAGAAAUUGAUCAUAGUAGGCAAGAAUAUAAAUUUGGUUUUGGAGUUACCAUCGGUCAAUAAAGACUAGCUGCGUCUUGAGAGUACAUCAAGCCAAGGUAUUCUUGUUCAAACUCACGACGAUACUUUACAUAUUCUUCAUACAAAGUCAAGUCCAUUCCAUCUGCACAAGUUAUAAUUCUGGCUAUCAACAUGACUUCCUAUUAUUUCGAUAAGACCUUGAAGCCCAAGGAAUCAAUGCCUUGAGACACAUACACACCUGUUGACAAAACUUGUUGCUUUCCUCAUCACUUGGAGAUAUCUCACCAAUAAGUUGUAGCAACUGUCCACAACGCAACUUUAUGGUCUCGGUCAACGCUGUAGAUACCGCUAUACGAGCUUUUUGAUAUUCUACAAUAACAAAGUCUUUGGCGGGGUCAUAAAAGAUGACUCUAUCAA
Molecule: messenger RNA, 1365 nt
Organism: Galdieria sulphuraria
Lineage: Eukaryota; Rhodophyta; Bangiophyceae; Galdieriales; Galdieriaceae
Product: mitochondrial protein translocase, MPT family isoform 1
Exons: 2
Coding region: 25-990 (321 amino acids)
Biological process (GO): protein import into mitochondrial matrix
Cellular component (GO): mitochondrial outer membrane; mitochondrial outer membrane translocase complex
Molecular function (GO): transmembrane protein transporter activity
Source: RefSeq, a predicted model, not a curated record